Molecule: messenger RNA, 1298 nt
Organism: Anopheles stephensi (Asian malaria mosquito)
Lineage: Eukaryota; Metazoa; Arthropoda; Insecta; Diptera; Culicidae
Gene: Galt
Product: probable galactose-1-phosphate uridylyltransferase
Exons: 3
Coding region: 106-1161 (351 amino acids)
Biological process (GO): beta-D-galactose catabolic process via UDP-galactose, Leloir pathway
Cellular component (GO): cytoplasm
Molecular function (GO): UDP-glucose:hexose-1-phosphate uridylyltransferase activity; zinc ion binding
Source: RefSeq, a predicted model, not a curated record
UCUGCUGCUGUGCUGCGGGGUGCUGCUACUUUAACUCGCAUUGGCCCAUCAAUGCUGUGCCAUUAUCGCUGGCUCUGUUAGUUCAUCGCUUAAUUUUGCAGUGAAAUGUUCGAUCCGACGGAUCAUCAACACCGCCGUUACAACCCACUGAACGGGCAGUGGGUGCUGGUGAGUCCACAUCGUAUGAAGCGGCCCUGGUCCGGGCAGGAGGAACACCCACAGUCGGCCAAUCUUCCCGAGUUUGAUCCAACCAACCCGCUUUGUCCGGGGGUAACCCGUCCCAAUGGAAUCAGAAAUCCCAUCUACGGGUCGACGUUUGUGUUUACGAACGAUUUUCCGGCCCUGUUGGAACAGGUGCCGGAGCCACCGGCAAGCGACGAUCCACUGUUUCAGAUAGCACCGGCCCAGGGUACCUGCCGCGUAAUGUGUUUCCAUCCGAAGUCGAACAAAACGCUGCCCCUCAUGACGCCGAAGGAGAUCCGGAACGUAAUUGAUGCGUGGAUCGCGGAGUUUCGCUCUCUGGCAGAACGGUACUGCUGGGUGCAGAUCUUCGAAAACAAGGGCGCUACGAUGGGAUGUUCGAAUCCGCAUCCGCACUGUCAGAUAUGGGCCUGCUCGUUCUUACCGAACGAACCGCAGAUUAAGGAUGGCAUGCUGCGGCAAUACUACGCCAAGCACGGGACACCCUUGCUGGAUGAUUACGUGGAGCGAGAAUUGGUGAAGCGGGAGCGCAUCGUAAUCGAAAACCCGGACUGGCUCGUGGUUGUUCCGUUCUGGGCUGUGUGGCCAUUCGAGACGAUGCUGAUUUCGCGCAAUUCCAACAAGCGUAUCUCCGAUCUAACGAUGACGCAGAUCAACAAUCUAGCGAUCGUGAUCAAGGAGCUGACCACCAAGUAUGACAAUCUCUUCAAGUGUUCGUUUCCGUACAGCAUGGGCUGGCAUGGUGCGCCCACAGCAGAACUGGCGAAGGAUGCAACGAGUGACCAACACUGGACGCUACAUGCGAUUUACUAUCCACCUCUGCUCCGGUCAGCUACGGUGCGAAAGUUUAUGGUGGGCUUUGAGUUGCUGUGUCAGUCACAGCGUGAUUUGACGGCUGAACAGGCUGCCGACAGGCUUCGGGGACUCUCCGGCAAACGGCACUACAGUGACCAGCUUUGAAUAAUGGCGCGGAUGGGUUGGCUAUCUAAUCUAAGCACGGUCAUAUCUAUCGUAUUGGGACAGAUAGGCUUAGAUAAGGGUUUAGGGGACGUACUCCAGUGAACGUGAAUAAAGUGAACCUUUCGAUGUUUCAAGUA